UUUUUUUUUUUUUUCUGUGCGCGUCAAAGACACAUCGAGUUUCGAGCCAUCGAGGACCGCUUUUUUCGUCCAGCCUUUUCCCCAUUUCCACAGAAACGUAGCUGACCCUAGCCAAAGAUGCCCUCGUUUCCAGGAGCGAUAGCUCUGCUUCUCCUCGGGAUACUGCAGAUCGGCCAUACCGGUCAACCGGUCGACGUAUUACGAGGCGGCCUCACAACCAGCGGCAUCAUCCAGGAGGAGGAAAUCCUUCGCGCGCUCAACCCGAACAAAAGCGCGCCAGGUAAUUUCACCUUCGUCGAGCUGAUCGACAGCGUCGCCCAGCGCUACGACUCGCUCUUUACCGAUACCUCGAGAAUCGGCGCUGGCCAGUCCAGCAAUCCCUACUAUGACAUCCAUAGCGAAAAGAUUGAUCACGAGGCACGAAAUCUUUUUCAAAUCGUGCCACCUUUCGAUCCGGCUGCAGGUCCAGUCAGCGCGGAAUGUAAACUGCAGGCCGAGACUUACCGCAAGGAACUUAACAAGUUCGCUCUGUGGGCCCUUAAAAUGUACGAUGCAACGGCGAAGGUACCAUCGGGUCUUCUGAACGGCAACGUCAACCAACUGGGCGACUUCGAUGAGUGCCUGGGAGCCGAGGGUACCGACGGCAUCCGCGGUCAGUACUGCCUUGCCUACCUGCAGCUUGACGUCGAUCAGUCGCGUACCGAUCUCAGGCACCUGCAUCGAUUGCUGCACUCGCACUACGCCUUUCGCAGCAACAUUAGCGACCCGGGGCAUCGGGUGCCGCGUUUCGGCACAAUUAAUUGGGCGGUGUGCGCGCCCUCGGCCUGCACUCCCCGAGACGUCGAGGUGUCCCUCAGGCAUGUGCUGGCCGAGCACACCGAGGAGACCGGCCUCAAAUUCACGGUCAAGGUCAACGCGGACAUGUGCCAAGUACGGAGGACCGGUUCCCUGCCACUCGAGACCAUCGUCGUUGGGCUGUUCUUCGUGGGUAUAGCAGCGCUAUCGGUAAUCUCGGGGUUGUGCGACCACUACGGAGUGCCGAUCGGCCAAGCCGCGCUGGCCUUUUCCCUGAAGCGCAACGUUUUGAAGCUCGUGUCGCUCGACAGGGACGAAAGUGACAUCGCCACCUUGCACGGCAUACGCGCCCUCAACGCGUUCAUGCUCGUGCUGGCUCACAAGAGCUUGGCGAUAUUUUUCAACCCUUACGUCAACCGUACCGAUAUGACCGAGUACAUCGGCAAGCCGUGGACGGUGAUCGGCCGAGCUGCCAGUCUCUAUACCGAUCCCUUCAUCAUGCUCUCGGGACUACUCACUGCUUACUCGUUCGUUGGAAAGCUCAACAGGACCGGCAAGUUGGACGUGACCAACGAGUAUCUCAGCAGACUGUUCAGGAUAGUGCCGACACUGGGGGCUCUCGUUUUGUUUUGCACCUUCGUGAUGCCGUACAUCGGCUCCGGGCCCCAGUGGAACCUCGUGGUCACGCAUCACGCGGACAUCUGCAAAAAGACGUGGUGGCGAAACUUUUUGUUCAUCCACAACUACUUUGGAUUCGAGAAAAUGUGCCUCACGCAUACGCACCACGUGGGCAUCGACACGCAGCUGUUUUUCCUGUCGCCGCUGCUGGUGCUCGCGAUCUACAAGAGGCCCAAGAUCGGUAUCCCCCUGCUGGCUAUCCUCGCCGUUGCCUCGACCGCGCUCAGGUUCUACGUCACCUAUCAUUACCGCCUCAACAAUUACAUAUUCUUCGGCACUUCGAUACGCCAGCUUUUCGACACCGCCAACUUGUCGUACAUUUUGCCGAGUCACAGGCUGACGGUGUACGUAAUAGGUGUCCUUGCGGGCUACGUGUUGAGAAAGUGGCCGAAAAAUGAAAAAAUCAACGAUAAAAUACUGAAGGUGGGAUGGUUCCUUUGUAUAAUGAUGUCGAUCGGUGCCUUCUUUGGACCCGCUCGUAUGGGCUCGAUGGAUUACGUGUACAAUCCGGUGCACGCGGCGACGUACAACGCUUUCGCGCCGAUCGGCUGGUGCGGCAUUUUCGUUUGGGUGACAUUUCUGGCGCACACCGGCAACACCGACGGCUGGCUGAGCAAGGCGUUUGCCUGGCGGGGAUUCCUCGUCACGACGAGACUGAGCUACGCCGUUUACCUCACGCAGUUUCCCGUGUUUUUCUUCAACGUCGGGGCAACUAGGUGCGCCGAACACAUCGGCUUCCUCACGACGAUGUUCAACGUGAAGGAGUUCAUUUGGAUCAUACUGACAGCGGUCGUCCUGACGCUCCUGUUCGAGACGCCCUUCCAAAAUCUCAGGAACUACUAUUUGAAGCGACAGCGAGCCUUGGUUUCGCAAAGCACGACGACGACGAGACGGACUGUGGAGGGGAAAAAAAUCGACUAGGGCGUAACGAUGAAAGGCUCGACGAUGACUGAAAUGGCGACGGUGUGAUCGAACUACUUUUACAUACGUUAAUGUUGUGAAAUCAUGUUUUAAUGCAAGACUCCCUGGUAUAUACGGUGGUUCGUGAAGUUUAAAGGGACUGUGGAGAUGAUCAAUGUAUUUUCAAUUUAGGUCUGCGUGCGCUUUUGGAUCACGACAGUCGGUCAUGUAAAUAAAUUCGAACCAUUGCGAGGUUUUUGGUAAAAGUUGAGUAUAUUUUUUAUAAGCUGAGAAACGCAAGGUUGAAACAUAUUUUCUUAACUGAGCAUUGAUUUUUGCUCCUCAAUCGUGACAAACAAAGUUAAAAUAGAAUUUGAUGUGAUUGCACGUGAUUAUUGCACCGUCUUCUAUAUUUUUACCAAAAGUGAAAGCUCGACAAGUGCGGUUGCUUGCCCUCGUAUACAAUGUAUAUGAAAGUCAUAAGCAUAUUUAUAAAUUUUAAAGGGUCAGUAAGCUAUAGGUAUCUUAAAUUUUUUACUGUAAAUAAUUGUAUUUCUUAUCAAUUUACAUUUUUAUAAAAACAUUGUAUGAAAAUCUCACAAUGCUGUCAA
Molecule: messenger RNA, 2984 nt
Organism: Copidosoma floridanum
Lineage: Eukaryota; Metazoa; Arthropoda; Insecta; Hymenoptera; Encyrtidae
Product: nose resistant to fluoxetine protein 6
Molecular function (GO): acyltransferase activity, transferring groups other than amino-acyl groups
Source: RefSeq, a predicted model, not a curated record